AUGUCCGAUUCUGAAAGUGAUGAUGGCUCGGAUGGCCUCUUCGCCGAUUUGGUGCUGGAGACGGAUACGGAGGUGAAUGAUUCCGAUGACGAGGACGAAGAAUUCAAAGGAUUCGAAGACUCACAAAAAAGUGAAGAGUCCUUCUCCGAAGGCGAAGAAGGAAAGCCAAUCGAGAUCGAAACUGAGACAGAAGCCGAGAACGAGAUUGAAAACGAGAACGAGAACCACGCCUCUGAAGAUGACCAAGAGACAACCAUCAAGCCAGAGCCCGCGGAGAACAUCAUCAAACCAGAGCCCGUCGAGAACAUCACCCAAGACCAAGACUCCGAUGACGAACUCCUAAUCCGCAUCAGUGGCGACAAAAGCAACCUAUCUGCCCACAACAAGCUAAAAAUUCUAACAAGAGCCGUCGCCUGGCAGAUAGAAAGGCACAAUCAAUGGGCCGGAGAUAAUCUCGAAUGGUUGGGCAGAAAAGAUUUGUGCUCGAUUCUUGAUGUCCGGUCGGCAAAAGACAUGCAGCAUGGAGAUCGGGGAUCAGGGAACAAGGGACUGAACGAUACUCACUGUGUGUAUGAUCGUGAGGGGUACAAAUGGGGUCGACCUGCUGCGGAGCUUCUUGCUGGUGCGAGGCGAAAAUACAAACCGGAUUCCUGGAUGUUUGAUGGUGAAGCACGACGACUGCUUAUUGCACUUGAGAACUGGUAUUUCCACCUCGGUCAGGAGGAGAAAAAUGAUCUCAUUGGUGAUGCUUUUGAGUAG
Messenger RNA from Penicillium odoratum, 759 nucleotides. RefSeq lists its product as uncharacterized. The record is from RefSeq and is a predicted model, not a curated record. Bases 1 to 759 code for a protein of 252 amino acids. NCBI's taxonomy places the organism in Eukaryota, Fungi, Ascomycota, Eurotiomycetes, Eurotiales, Aspergillaceae. The transcript has a single exon.